Messenger RNA from Pelobates cultripes (western spadefoot toad), 375 nucleotides. Lineage: Eukaryota; Metazoa; Chordata; Amphibia; Anura; Pelobatidae. The record is from the annotation of a GenBank genome assembly.
AUGCCCAACCCAGCGGCUCCACUUACCAUCAGAGUCCUCCGAAACAUGUUGAGAGAUGCCAAGUCAGAUAUUAAGGCCCACAUGGCCACUGAACUGGGCAAGCAGAUCGCAGGCCUCAAAGAAGACAUGGAGGCCUUUACUUCCCAUACCACUCAGGUGGAGACCUGGAUCUCGAAACUCUCCAAUGCCACCUCUGCCCAGGCUCAAGACAUCGCAUACUUCCAUGGGCAAAUUUCCACUAUUGAAGACGAACUGGAGGACCUCAACAAUAGAUCUAGAUGGAACAAUAUCCGAGGCCUACCAAAAACCGUCACACCUGAGCUACUUAUCCCCACACUCAGGGACAUUUUCAAAGCCAUGGCUCCAAAGAUCUAG